Molecule: messenger RNA, 13468 nt
Organism: Scatophagus argus
Lineage: Eukaryota; Metazoa; Chordata; Actinopteri; Scatophagidae
Gene: nf1a
Product: neurofibromin 1a
Exons: 57
Coding region: 346-8676 (2776 amino acids)
Biological process (GO): regulation of GTPase activity
Source: RefSeq, a predicted model, not a curated record
GUAGGGUUGACCUUCCGAAUAUUGCUUAUUUCACUUGUACGUUUGUACCCAUUAAUCUUCAAAGUAACAUUUGUGUUACUUUGAAGAUUGUCCCUGGAAGUGUCUUUUUCAUUCCAGAUAACUUGACCCUGGUCUCCAACAACUCCCAUCAAUUUCUCCGAAGAAGACUUCCGGUGGUGUGUCAUGGCGGUGGCAUGGUGAAUCCUAGAGAAAGGGAAAAAUACUCACCCCUUUCGUCCUUUCCCAUCAAUUUAGGACAGAUUUUCAUGCAUAAAUAAGUCUGUCAGGUCUUGCCUCAUACAUUGGAUUUACCAGCAGAGCGUUGCGGUGUCCCUCCGCCCGGCCAUGGCGGCUCACAAACCAGUGGAAUGGGUCCAGGCCGUGAUUACUAGAUUUGAUGAGCAGCUUCCCAUUAAGGUCGGACACCAGAACACCCACACCAAAGUCAGCACAGAGCACAACAAGGAAUGUCUGAUCAACAUCUCCAAGUAUAAGUUCUCCCUGGUCAUCAGUGGCCUCACCACCAUCCUCAAAAAUGUCAACAACAUGCGCAUAUUUGGAGAAGCUUCUGAGAAGAACCUCUACCUCUCCCAGCUUAUCAUCCUGGACACACUAGAGAAGUGCCUAGCUGGGCAAUCCAAGGAUUGCUUGCGUCUGGAUGAGGCCAUGCUGGUCAAGCAGUUGCUGCCAGAGAUUUGCCACUUCAUCCAUACGUACCGCGAGGGCCACCAGCACGCUGCUGAGCUCCGGGCCUCAGCAUCAGCCGUCCUCUUCUCUCUGAGCUGCAACAACUUCAAUGCUGUCUUCAGCCGCAUCUCCACCAGGCUACAGGAGCUGACAGUGUGCUCUGAGGACAAUGUGGAUGUUCAUGACAUAGAGCUGAUGCAGUACAUCAGUGUGGACUGCUCCAAGCUGAAGAGGCUAGUACAAGAAACAGUACUGAAGUUUAGAGCUCUCAAGAAGCCUGCCCAGUUAGCAGUCAUCAACAGUUUAGAGAAGGCGUUUUGGAACUGGGUGGAGAAUUACCCAGAUGAGUUCACAAAGCUCUACCAGCGGCCACAGGCAGAUAUGGCAGAAGCUGCAGAGAAGUUGUUUGACCUGGUCGACAGCUUUGCAGAGAGUGCCAAACGGAAGGCGGCUGUGUGGCCACUGCAGAUCAUCCUCCUCGUUCUCUGUCCAGAGAUUACACAUACCAUCUCCAAAGACACUGUGGAAGAUAGCAAGGUCAACAAGAAACUGUUUUUGGACAGCUUGCGGAAAGCAUUAGCUGGCCAGGGUGGCAGUAAGCAGCUGAUGGAGAGUGCUGCCAUUGCCUGUGUCAAACUGUGUAAAGCCUCUACCUACAUCAACUGGGAGGAUCACUCAACCAUUUUCCUCCUCGUCCAGUCCAUUGUCAUGGAUCUCAAGGCGCUGCUGUUCAACCCAGCCAAACCCUUCUGGAGGGGGACGGGCAGCCAGAAUGCUGACGUGGAGCUCAUGAUGGACUGCUUCGUCUCCUGUUUCCGCAUCAAUCCUCAUAACAACCAGCACUUUAAGGUCUGUUUGGCCUCCUCCUCCCCCUCCAUCUUUCAUUUUGUCCUGGUGAACUCGUUGCACAGAAUAAUCACCAAUUCCCAUCUGGACUGGUGGCCUAAGAUUGAUGCAGUGUACUGCUACGCCGGAGAGCUUCGCUUUAUGUUCUCUGACACGCUCAACCGAGUGAUUCAAGGCAUCGGCACCCAUGCUCCGCUACGCAUGACACCGAGUCUGACAUUCAAAGGGAAGAUGACCACCAGCCUUAAAUUCAAAGAGAAAGCCACAGAACUUGACACUCGAAGUUACAAGUGCCUCCUUCUUGCUCUGGUCAAACUCAUCCAUGCUGAUCCCAAACUCAUGUUGCAUAACCCAGUGAAGCAAGGUCCAGAGAUGCAGAGCAGCACAGCAGAGCUCAUCACCGGCCUGGUGCAGUUAGUCCCUCUAACCAACACCACCCAGCUCUCACAAGAAGCCAUGGAGGCUCUGUUAGUUUUGCACCAGCCUGAGACCAUAGAGCUGUGGAAUCCUGAUGUUCCCAUAGAGACGUUCUGGGACAUCAGUUCGCAGGUGCUCUUCCUUAUCUGCCGCAAACUGACUGGCCAGCAAAUGGUUAAUGGGACAGAAGUUCUCAAAUGGCUGAGGGAAAUCCUCAUUUGCAGGAACAAGUUUCUGCUCAAGAACAAGGAGUCUGCCACCAUGGGCGGCGGUAUUCCAAUCUGCCGGCAGGCGCAGACAAAGCUGGAGGUGUGUCUCUACAUGUUCCUGUGGAGUCCCGAUACCGAGGCGGUUCUGGUGGCCAUGUCAUGUUUCCGCCACCUCUGUGAGGAGGCCGACAUUCGCAGUGCUGCUGACGAGGUGCCCGUCCAGACCAUCCUGCCCAAUUAUGCCACCUUCGGUGAACUGGCCUCUGUCAGCAACAUGAUGGGAACAGGGCGUUCCACGUUGCAGAAGAGAGUGAUGGCCUUGCUAAGGAGGAUAGAGCAUCCCACACCAGGAAACAUUGAGGCUUGGGAAGAAACAUAUGCUAAAUGGGACCAGGCCACAAAACAGAUUCUUAACUUCCCCAAAAACAAGGCAGAUGAUGGGCAGCAGGAGUGGAUCAACAUGACAGGCUUCCUGUGUGCACUGGGUGGUGUAUGUCUCCAGCAACGCAGCACCCCUGGCCCAGCCACCUACAGCCCACCGAUGGGCCCUCCUGCUGAGCGCAAGCACUCCAUGAUCUCCAUGGGUCCCUGUGAUAUGUCCAACCCUGUGGCCGCAGCCUCCUCCUGCUCCUCGUCGGCCUCCAGUGAGACACCCGUUAGCCGCUUCUUGGACCGGCUGCUGUCUUUGUUGGUUUGUGGCCAUGACAGGGUUGGCCUCCAUGUUCGCACCAACGUGAAAGAUCUGCUGGGUCUGGAGCUCAGCCCUGCCCUCUACCCCAUGCUCUUCAACAAGCUGCGGAACAGCAUUGGCAAGUUUUUUGACACACAGGGACCGGUCCCUAUCAAUGACACUAACACCCAGUUUGUGGAGCAGACCAUAGCCAUCAUGAAGAACCUGUUAGAUAACCACACAGAGGGCAGCUCUGAACACCUGGGACAGGCCAGCAUUGAGACCAUGAUGCUCAACCUGGUCAGGUAUGUGCGCAUCCUGGGUAACGUAGUCCAUGCAAUCCAGAUCAAAACCAAACUAUGCCAGCUGGUGGAGGUCAUGAUGGAGAGACGAGAUGACCUGUCCUUCUGUCAGGAGAUGAAAUUCAGGAAUAAGAUGGUGGAGUACCUGACCGACUGGGUGAUGGGAACCUCCAAUCAAGCUGCGGAUGAUGACAUCAAGUGUCUAACUAGGGACCUGGACCAGGCCAGUAUGGAGGCAGUAGUGUCUCUCUUAGCUGGUCUUCCUCUGCAGCCUGAGGAAGGAGACGGAGUGGAACUGAUGGAGGCUAAAUCUCAGCUCUUCCUCAAGUACUUUACCCUGUUCAUGAACCUACUGAAUGACUGCAGUGAGGUUGAGGAUGAGGGCCAAGCAGUGGGGGGACGAAAGAGAGGAAUGUCCCGUCGCUUGGCCUCCCUCCGUCACUGCACUGUCCUGGCCAUGUCCAACCUACUCAAUGCAAACGUAGACAGUGGACUCAUGCACUCUAUUGGUCUUGGUUACCACAAGGACCUGCAGACUCGAGCCACCUUCAUGGAAGUGCUGACCAAGAUCCUGCAGCAGGGAACAGAGUUUGACACCCUGGCAGAGACUGUGUUGGCUGACCGUUUUGAGAGGCUUGUGGAGCUGGUCACCAUGAUGGGAGACCAGGGCGAGUUGCCUAUUGCCAUGGCGCUAGCUAAUGUGGUUCCUGGGUCCCAGUGGGAUGAGCUAGCUCGAGUCCUGGUGACACUGUUUGACUCCCGCCACCUUCUUUACCAGCUGCUGUGGAACAUGUUCUCUAAAGAGGUGGAGCUGGCUGACUCCAUGCAGACUCUCUUCAGAGGAAACAGUCUGGCCAGCAAAAUAAUGACCUUCUGUUUCAAGGUUUAUGGGGCAGCAUAUCUGCAGAAGCUACUGGAGCCUUUAUUAAGAGGGGUCAUCACCACUCCUGAACACAUCAGCUUUGAGGUUGAUCCCACCAGGCUAGAACAAGGUGAGAACCUGGAGGAGAACCAGAGGAACCUUCUGCAGAUUACCGAGCGGUUCUUCCAGGCCAUCAUUGGUUCAUCCAGCGAGUUCCCCCCACAGCUCCGUAGUGUCUGCCAUUGUCUUUACCAGGCUACUUGCCACUCUCUACUGAAUAAAGCAACAGUAAAAGAAAAAAAGGAAAACAAAAAAUCAGUGGUGAGUCAGCGGUUCCCACAGAACAGCAUUGGUGCUGUAGGCAGUGCCAUGUUUCUACGCUUUGUCAACCCAGCUAUCGUGUCUCCCUAUGAGGCUGGCAUCUUGGACAAGAAGCCACUGCCCAGGAUAGAACGGGGUCUCAAACUCAUGUCCAAGAUUCUGCAGAGCAUCGCAAACCAUGUCUUGUUUACAAAAGAGGAGCACAUGAGGCCUUUUAAUGACUUUGUGAAGAGCAACUUUGAUUCAGCCCGGAGGUUUUUCUUGGACAUAGCAUCUGACUCUCCACCCAGUGACUCGGUCAACCACAGUCUAUCAUUUAUCAGCGAUGGCAACGUGUUGGCCCUCCAUCGUUUGCUGUGGAACAACCAAGAGAGGAUCGGCCAGUACCUCUCAAGUAACAGGGACCACAAGGCCGUGGGUAGGAGACCUUUUGACAAGAUGGCGACCCUGCUGGCCUACCUGGGACCUCCUGAACACAAACCUGUGGCUGACACCCACUGGUCCAGUCUCAACCUGACCAGCUCCAAAUUUGAGGAGUUCAUGACCAGGCACCAAGUCCAUGAGAAAGAAGAGUUCAAAGCCUUAAAGACCCUCAACAUCUUUUAUCAGGCAGGAACCUCCAAAACCGGAAACCCAGUGUUCUACUACGUGGCCCGCAGGUUUAAAACAGGCCAGAUAAAUGGAGACCUGCUUAUCUACCAUGUCCUCCUCACCCUCAAACCCUACUACGCCAAGCCCUACGAGAUAGUAGUAGACUUAACGCACGUAGGGCCCAGCAAUCGCUUCAAGACUGACUUCCUUUCCAAGUGGUUUGUGGUCUUUCCUGGCUUUGCCUACGAGAACGUAGCAGCUGUCUAUGUCUACAAUUGCAACACAUGGGUGAGGGAAUACACCAAGUACCAUGAGCGGCUGCUGACAGGACUGAAGGGCAGCAAACGGCUUCAGUUCAUCGACUCUCCAGCUAAACUGGCUGAGCACAUCGAACCCGACCAACAGAAGCUGCCUGCAGCCACGCUGACGCUGGAGGAAGACCUUAAAGUGUUUCAUAAUGCCCUCAAGCUUGCUCACAAAGACACUAAGGUCUCAAUAAAGGUGGGCUCAACAGCAGUUCAGGUGACCUCAGCUGAGCGGACCCGUGUGCUUGGCCAGCCUGUCUUUCUGAACGACGUCUACUAUGCCUCAGAGAUUGAAGAGAUCUGCCUGGUCGAUGAAAGCCAGUUCACACUCACCAUGGCCAACCAGGGCACACCACUCACAUUCAUGCACCAGGAGUGUGAUGCCAUUGUCCAGUCUAUCAUCCAUAUCCGGACACGCUGGGAACUAUCGCAGCCUGAUUCCAUCCCACAGCACACCAAGAUCCGACCAAAAGAUGUUCCUGGCACUCUGCUCAACAUCGCUUUGCUGAACCUGGGUAGUUCUGACCCCAGCCUCAGGUCUGCAGCUUACAAUCUGUUGUGUGCUUUGACCUGCACCUUCAACCUUAAGAUAGAGGGCCAGCUGUUGGAGACAUCUGGCCUCUGCAUCCCAGCCAACAAUACCCUUUUUAUAGUCUCCAUUAGCAAGACUUUGGCUGCCAACGAGCCCCAUCUGACACUGGAGUUCCUGGAGGAGUGCAUUUCAGGUUUCAGCAAGUCAAGUAUUGAGCUGAAGCAUCUGUGCCUUGAGUAUAUGACACCCUGGCUACUCAACCUGGUUCGCUUCUGUAAGCACAAUGACGACGCCAAGCGUCAGCGUGUCACAGCAAUUUUGGACAAACUCAUCACCAUGACGAUCAAUGAGAAGCAGAUGUAUCCCUCUAUCCAGGCCAAAAUCUGGGGUAGCCUGGGUCAGAUAACAGACCUGUUGGAUGUGGUGUUGGACAGCUUCAUUAAGACCAGUGCCACAGGAGGCCUGGGCUCCAUCAAAGCAGAAGUCAUGGCUGAUACUGCAGUGGCUCUGGCUUCAGGGAAUGUCAAACUAGUCUCCAGCAAGGUUAUUGGUCGGAUGUGUAAGAUCAUAGACAAGACUUGCCUGUCACCAACGCCCACACUGGAGCAGCACUUGAUGUGGGACGACAUCGCCAUCUUGGCACGCUAUAUGCUCAUGCUGUCCUUCAACAACUCCUUGGAUGUUGCAGCCCACCUGCCCUACCUGUUCCACGUGGUGACCCUGCUGGUAGCCACUGGGCCGUUGUCCCUCAGGGCUUCCACCCACGGUUUGGUCAUCAACAUCAUCCACUCCCUCUGCACCUGCUCGCAACUCAACUUCAGUGAGGAGACAAAGCAGGUUCUGAGGUUGAGCCUGACUGAGUUCUCACUGCCCAAGUUCUACCUGCUGUUUGGUAUCAGCAAAGUUAAGUCAGCCGCCGUCAUCGCCUUCCGCUCCAGCUACAGGGACCGUUCCUUCUCACCAGGCUCCUACGAGAGGGAGACGUUUGCCCUGUCCUCUCUGGAGACCGUCACUGAGGCCUUACUGGAAAUCAUGGAGGCAUGUAUGAGGGACAUCCCAGCCUGCAAGUGGUUAGACCAGUGGACAGAGCUUGCACAGAAGUUUGCAUUCCAGUACAACCCAUCUCUCCAACCUAGAGCACUGGUGGUGUUUGGUUGCAUCAGUAAGAGGGUGAGCCACGGCCAGAUCAAACAGAUAAUCCGAAUCCUCAGCAAGGCCAGCCCUCUGCUCAGCAUAGACCGGGGUCUGGAGAGCUGUCUGAAGGGGCCGGACAAUUACAACAGCCAAGUAUUAAUAGAGGCCACAGUCAUUGCUCUGACCAAGUUGCAACCUCUACUCAGCAAGGAGUCUCCCAUGCACAAAGCUCUGUUCUGGGUGGCAGUAGCUGUGCUGCAGCUGGACGAAGUUAACCUUUACUCUGCUGGAACUGCCCUGCUCGAGCAGAACCUCCACACUCUGGAUACAAUGCGUGUCUUCAAUGACAAGAGUCCAGAAGAAGUGUUCAUGGAGAUCAGGCGUCCUUUAGAGUGGCACUGUAAGCAAAUGGAUCACUUUGUGGGCUUAAACUUUAGUGCCAACUUCAACUUUGCACUGGUGGGCCACCUACUCAAAGGCUACAGACACCCUUCACCCACCACAGUAGCGAGGACAGUGAGAAUCCUGCACACACUACUGGCUCUCAUCAGCAAGCAUCUGAAAUGUGACAAGUUUGAGGUUAACACCCACAGUGUGGCCUAUCUGGCUGCACUGCUCACUGUAUCUGAGGAGGUCCGAAGUCGCUGUAGCCUCAAACACAGGAAGUCACUGCUGAUUUCUGACAUCUCUAUGGACCCAGUCCCCAUGGACACCUAUUCCAGUCACAUCACUGAUCCUGGCUGCAGAACUCUGCGAGAGACUCAGCCUUGGACAUCGCCUCAGGUUUCAGAGCGCUACCUUUCAGCCCAUCACUACUCCACAGUGGGUCAGAUCAGCCCACGAACCCGCAAGUCCAUGAGCCUGGACAUGGGUCAGCCUUCGCAGGCCAACACCAAGAAGCUCCUGGGCACCAGAAAGAGCUUCGAUCACCUUAUAUCUGAUUCUAAAGCACCAAAGAGACCAGAGAUGGAGUCGGGUAUGACCACCCCUCCCAAGAUGAGGCGUGUAGCAGAGAAUGACUAUGAGAUAGAGACACAGAGAAUUGGAAACUCUCACCUUCGCAAAGUUUCUGUAUCAGAAUCCAAUGUUCUACUGGAUGAGGAGGUGCUGACUGACCCAAAGAUCCAGGCUCUGCUGCUCACUGUGCUGGCCACCCAGGUCAAAUACACCACUGAUGACUUUGAUCAGCGAAUUCUGUACGAGUACUUGGCUGAAGCUAGCGUUGUCUUCCCAAAGGUUUUCCCAGUUGUCCACAACCUGCUGGACUCCAAGAUCAACACUGUGCUGUCCAUGUGCCAGGACACCAACCUCCUGAAUCCUGUCCACGGCAUCGUCCAGAGUGUAGUGUACCAUGAGGAGUCGCCUCCCCAGUACCAACCUUCCUAUUUACAAAGCUUUGGCUUUAAUGGACUUUGGAGAUUUGCUGGGCCAUUCUCAAAGCAAACACAGAUACCGGACUAUGCUGAGCUGAUCGUCAAGUUUCUGGAGGCAUUGAUUGACAGCUAUCUGCCAGCAGCUGAUGAGGAGCGAGGGGAGGAGCAGCUCAGGACUCCCACCUCGCCCUACCCCCCUACAAGCCAGAGCCAGCUCAGCAUCACUGCCAACCUCAACCUGUCCAACUCCAUGACCUCACUGGCCACCUCGCAGCAUUCACCAGGUGUGGAUAAGGAGAACGUCCAGCUGUCCCCAAGUUCUGCUCUGUCCAGUGGGGGUCGCACUCGCCACGGUUCAGCCAGUCAGGUCCAGAAGCAGCGCAGCGCUGGCAGCUUCAAGAGACCCAGCAUCAAAAAGAUCGUCUGAUCAGAAAGAAAACACCCACCCCACCCUCCUCCUUAUCCUACUCCUCUCCAUUCCUCCCCCAGCCUGCCAGGCCUCAUGCUGCACUCUACUUUUUUAUGUUUUUAUUUCCUCCUUGUUCUUCAUGGUUGUUGCUCUCGCAGGAGAACAAGUGAUUUUGCAUCGAGGAGGAAUAUUAUUAAGGGCAAAUCUGAAUUUUGUGCUGCUUGAGAUUUUUUUCAGAACCUUCAUUUGGAAAAAAAAACUAAUAAUUUAGUGGUUGUGGAUAAGCUUCUGUUGAAUCAUUUUUGUUCUAUUGUGGAUUCAGUGUUCAAGCUCUGCUUCACAGAUGUUGAGCAGAAGUUUGAGUCUCCUGCAGCAAUUGAAUUCACAUGUGAAACUGUUGAAAGAGAAAAUCCCUCAAAGGCUGGUGGGCAUAUAAUCUGAACAUCAAGGUUCAGUUUGGACAUGACUGUGACAUUUCUCGGACAGUUUACACAUGGAGGAAUCAGAAAGUUAAUCCAUAACACAUCCCUUGGCCUUCCGUAUGACUUUACACUCCAGUGUCAGCCAGAUGGACCAAAUGACAGCAAUGGGGGUCCUGUACAUAUUUUACAUAGACAGAUUAUGUAUAACUAGUCCUUAGUGCUAAUUUAGAUGUUGAUGUUUUCUCCAUGGUGUGCCUUUGUCAGGGUUUUCAAUGUGUACAAUUUGUAAAGUAAAAGUCAAACCUUACUGGGGACAAAGAACAGGUACUAAUUAUAGAGGCGAGCUGUUCAUACCACGAGUUCACCCGAGCUCCCUCAAGACUGGCCUCCAAUGAUCGUCAAAAAUACAAUCAUCCAUAUACCCUGUUGCCUGAAAAGUAUUUAUCCUGUACAGCUAGAUAGUGGAACACAAAUCUUCUUUUCAAACACUUUCCAAAAAUCUUUUUUGUUUCUAACACUUUCACUGUAUCAACAUAAAGAUUGCAAAACACUAGGGGAAGCGCAACUGUGUAAAUAGCUCCAAACUUUGUUGGGUUGUUUGUUUUUUGUGCGUUUUACUUUAAUUUGGCUGUUUGUUUGUUUUUUUUUUUGUUAGUUUUAUUUGGUACAGAGUGUAUUUUGAGCAGCCCAGUAUUUUCAUUUGUUUACACAGUGACAAGGAAAAUUGUUUAAUAGGCAAUAAUCCUCAACUCUCAAACUCCUUUGUCAACCACCAAUUUUAUUUCUCCAUCGAACAGGGAGAACACGUCACUAUUUCAGCUCAGUGCAAUAUGAAACCAACUCCUGAGAUGCCUGAGAUCUUAGAGAUCUAGCUCUAAUUGAUUACCUCCAGUGACCAUAUAAAUAGAAUAGAGGCGGUGGACAGUGUAAUGUUUGGUCCCAUUGUUCAAACACAGACCACUAUUUGCUUCAUUUUUACAGUCUGAGCUGGUCCACCAAACUUUUUGUCCUGUGUGCUUAAAGUAAAAAUCCACACUAAAAGAAACUUUGACUGUAUUUGUUAAGACUACAAUUUCACAGUAGCGUUCUGUUCAUAUCAAGAUGAACAUGUUUUUCGCAUCUUUUUUUGCUGAUUAAAAACAUGUUUUUCGACACAACUGUAUUACUGUUAUUAAACAAAAGCCAAAUUGAAAAUGAGAGGACAGCGGCUGAGUGACAGCAGACACUGAACCACAGUAUUUCUCAAGUCAGCUCCUAAGGAAGAAAUCAGCAUUAAUUUUUAUCUAGUGAAUGAGAGGAACCUGCUGCUCACAGACAGACUGGGAGCUGAUUCAUCAAUACUGCUAUGGUUGAAAAGUUUAAAACAUAUAUACAGCAGGAAAUAGUUUUAGGUAGACAGUGGAUUUUUCCUUUAAGACUUUCUUAAUAAUUCUGGUUAUUAUUGAUGCUGUUUCAUGCCAAACCAACCCUCCGUAUUCUCAGAGCACAUCUGGGAACAAACACCUGCUCCACCUUACACUUUCUACUUUAGUUUUACCUGUACAUCCACUGCAUAUUACUGUUGACUGUUUUUAAAAGCAUGUUGUAGUGUUAGAGACAUUUGCGUGCAUUUUCUCAGUUUCCAGGUUUAUAUUUAUUUCACAAGUUUCACAAAAUCAGCAUUCAGAGAAUUGAACCUUGCUUAAGAUAACUAAUCCAUCACAGUCAACAUCAUGUCUGCUGUCAAUGUUUAUUUGUGUUUACUAAACUGACAAAACAAUGUGCACAAGAGAUAUAUCUGCAUGACUGACACCAUUGGCUAAUCUUAGCUCAUCACAGUAUGUCAGUAAAAGAGUAAGAGUACAUUCCAUGAGAGAAUUUUCAAAGAUAUGUUGGAGACUGAUGUCUUCAUUACAGUGUGUGUCCACUGGAAGACACUGACCACUUUAUUUUUAAACUCUAAAAAGGUUCACUCACUUCUUAUUAGAGAGAGACCGAUUAUUGGAUCUUAUAUUUUUCCGAUUUUCAUUAUUAGUGUUUUCUUUGUUGAACUGCCAAUAAAGUAAAUUAAUUUAAAAAUAACUGUUCAUAAUAGCAGUAAUAUGUAAUAGUGUUUAUAUCUGAAACUGCAAAAUAACUAGUCCGAACUGGCAUCUAUUGAUAUAAUGCAAUAGUAUCGAAACACAAACAUUACCUGCAUGCAGUUGUUUUUUGUUCCCAGAUCGAGGGGGGAAAAAAAUACGGUUUGUAUGGUUUUGCUCAUAGCUCAUCACCACAAGCAUUCUUCUGUUUAAUUUGAUUGGCCCAAAACCACAGUAGGUACAACCCAUAGAGUCUGUGGUGUGCGGUGCAUUCACGGAGUUGGCAGUUCAGUGUUAAGAUAUCAAAUGAAGUACCAACCAGCACUUUAAGGUGCUGGUAUUGGCACUAGUUUUGUAAUUUUCUUAACUGAUACCCAGCCCUAGUUACUGCACAUUCCAUCACUGGUUGUUCUAAACUUUGGCAUUAAGAUUUUGAUUUUUACUGCAAAUGUUGUAAACAUCUAUUGUCAGUCUCUUGAUUGUUAAUCAUUGCAUCGACCCUGAAAAAAAAAAAACUGUGGUUGAUCGUUGCUUCUUUUCUUCAGUGGUUCAAUGUUGCACUCACUGGUUUCACAAAUCCUGUAUGUUGGUUAGGGUUUAAUUUACAUUAAAAAUCAUGUUGGUUAUUGUAAUGGGUUACAGCUGCCUGCAGAUUGAUCUGGAUGUUGUUCAGAAAUGAUUGGGAACCAAUGGCUGCCUGAAGGGAAAGAAGACACACUGAAAGAUCUAAAAGUUGCAGUUUGCUGUUGACAUGGUCUCACGGUUUAUAGUAAAUGGGUUUAAAUACAUGUGGUCUGGGGCUGUGACAGCAGUCAUGUACAUAUGUUGCAAUCAAUUGGACUGAUUUGGUUAAGCGCUCCACUCGCAGCCUCCAUCUGUAGCUCAGCAGUGUUGCUUCAGAACGUUUCUAUCCAGCCUUAUCAUCUGUGCAUGUCAAGGGUUAAGUGUUGUUGUACUCUGACUUCACUUUUGUCCAAGCUUGUCUCCACUCAUCUGCUGCUCAGUUUUAAUGUUAUGGAUACAUUUGUGAAUGUAUCCAUAACUGCUGUUUUCUUGGUUUAUAUCCAUCUGAAAGAAUCUUCUAUUUUCUUUGGUCCUUGCAGCUCAUUCAGUAAACACAUGAUUAUUAGAUAAAUUUAAUGGACAGGGACAUUUUUAUUAGAGACAGAGACAUAGAAGUACUAUUUUGUAAUUCAGCUUCAAAGACCUACAUAAAGGGAAGAGUGAGUUUACUGAAGAGAAUGAUUCACAACUGAGUUCCCUCGUCCAGGGAUUUUACUUUUCUUGCCGCCCUUUAUCACUGACGUGUUCCUUCACUCGUACAAAGAGGACGAGAACAAAACUGAAAAAAUUGUCAGACAUCAGCCCAUUUUACUAUCAUAUGGCGGUGCUGUUAGACAGUUCAGCAAGCACUUGGUUUGAAGUACAUUAAGACUUUCAGCCACUGAUGUUAUUGGACAAAUAAAUGAAUAUGUCAAAAUCAAAGCUCAUGUCAGGUUUUUCAGAGAAUUGUUUCAUUUUGCCUGACUGGGUGGAGUGUUUUGUUAUGGAACAUCUGCCAUCCUUCCUGUGUACAUAGCCUAACCCUAGUGGAAAGUCAAGCAUGAAGUUCCAAGGUGUUGAAGUCACAUUUGCUUUGGAGCAGUGAUGAGUCGGUGCAGAGUGACUAUGAAAGUUCAAGUCAGAAGAAUUUUAGUAUCAGUACCAGACGUUAUAAAUCUUCAGUGGUCUUUAUUCAGUUUUCAGUGUCAGAUUCCAAACAAAUGUUUUAAGUCGAUCCAUCUUCUCUCCUCGCCACUUUUCAUUGUCUAAAUAUUCUUCAAGCUACACCUGCUGAUUUUUUCUAAAAAACGUACAUCAAGCCUGGGUCACAGAAUCAGCAAGUGUAUCUUCAGCAAAACACAACCAAGAAAAAUCUGAAAGCAAGAUUUAUCUGAGCACCAUAUAAGCAGAUUGCGAUUGUUAUAGUUUGACUUGUGUGUGAAUGGAAAUUUUAAGAAUUAUGUAUCCAUAACCUCUUAAAGAAGUGGUUGACUUGCACUAAUUUAAAAACAGUCAUGGGUUUGUAAAGAAGAAAAACCUCAAAAUGUGGCAUGUUUUAUUUGAUGUUAUGCAAAAUCUAACGUCUGUAGAGUAAUAGUCUGAGUUUUGUUUUUAAUGCAGUAUGUGUGACAAUUGUAAAUACUUUGUGUACAAUUGAGAUGGUAUAUUUACUACACUGUACAUACAUGUGAUAUUGUAUCAUUUUGUUUUGUAAAGCAGUUAGUUUCUGUAUAAUAAUAUACAAAUUGAACUAUUCCCGUGUUAGUAAUAAAAUGUUUUGCUCUC